Anopheles coustani is the source of this 2991-nucleotide messenger RNA. RefSeq names its product O-acyltransferase like protein. Lineage: Eukaryota; Metazoa; Arthropoda; Insecta; Diptera; Culicidae. Gene Ontology annotation, molecular function: acyltransferase activity, transferring groups other than amino-acyl groups. The record is from RefSeq and is a predicted model, not a curated record. The coding region runs from base 1 to 2991 and encodes 996 amino acids. The transcript has 12 exons.
AUGUUUGCCAGCCCGACCAUCGCACGGUUACGUGACCGGCAGGCAGGCGGACGGAAAGCGGGUAGAAGCUUUCCCAAGUGGUUCGGUUUCGUGCUGCUCCUGACGUUGCCAUCGUCGUCGACGUACGGCCAGCGAACGGAGCCCGUUGCCGGUUUGCCGUUUCCGGAUUGGCAAACAAAACUCCACUCCACUCCUGGCCGGAGCGGUGACAGACCGACGGCUUACGUAACACCCGACACGCAAUCGGUUGUUGAGUUCGCUGCAGCAGGAGAUCAUAAAAGUGCAGCAAGGCGCGAUGACGAUACGACGAUCGUCGAGGGUACUGAUGCUGUGCUGCCGGACCGGACUUUGAGUCCCACCGAGGGAACGGCAGGGAAGGACGGGGUCGGGACGGAGACGGGCCACACGGGGGAGCUGGUGUUGCCCAGCUACGAGACGAGCUCGGUGCGCAGUGCCGGUCCACCCGUCUACAAGUACACCGACAAUGUGUUCCGGGUGCCGAAACGGAAGGCGAAAAAGUCCUACCCGGAAACGGCCGUCCCGGACGCGGACCGAAAACCGGCCUGGACGCGGGCCGGAAACCGUGCGAGAUCGGCACCGUUGGAGCUGGCGGCUGAGGGUAGCAGUGCGUCGGUGGCGUACGUUGAGGGACACGCGCUUGGUCGGACAUUCUACGAGCUGCCGGGCGGUGGUCACGAAACCCCGUUCCAGCUGUUCACCAACCUCUUCGAUCACGGCAACUGGAACAUCCUCGAGCUGAAGGCGCGCAUCGGGGAGCAGUGUGCGGGUCACCUUGGUCUCUAUCUGCGAGAUUUACGCCACCAGCGAGCCUGGGCAUUGAAAGCCAGCGACUCCAGUGGACGCUACGGAAGUCAGUACUUCUUCGGCAACGAGUUCUGGAUGGGCUCGUUGACGUUUUGCGACGAGGUGAACCGCGUCCUCCGGCACACCCCGAUGCCGGCCGGAGCUCGUCAGCUCGAGAUGCGCUUCUUCGUCGCCAAGGUGUCGGUUCAGCUCGAACGGCUCCUCUCGGCCCAGUCCAGCUCGAUCCUGCUCGGCCAGUGCCUGCCAAAGUCCUGCUCGGUCGAGGACGUCACGGAGCUGCUGCGAAGCGAUCCCAUUUUGAACCUGCUCAACAACGGCACGGAACCGGUCGUGGUGGCGCCGGCGUUGUUGCCUGGUGGAGGAUUCAGUCCUCCGACGGCCGGCGGCCUGACCGUGCUGCACGUGCGUCCCGUCCCCGGAAGCUAUAAUCCUUGGGCAGAUCCGAAAGUGUUCGGCUUGGUCACGGUCGUGGCGGUGCUGUGUACGCUCAUAGCGUACGCCUCCUGCGGUGCCGGCUCGCAGCUUGGCGAGCGGAAGGCCGCGGAACGGCAGCUGAGCCGGACGGGUGGGAAGAAGGGCGCCGGCUGGAAGGUGGCCGAUGGACAUCACCUCAAGCUGGACCGGGCUGGCGAUGCGCUCGAGAUGCACAAAAUCAACGUGGAAAGUAAUAACAACGUGUCGGGGAAUGGGCAACAGCAGCAGCAGCAGCAGCAGAUGCCUGGCCAGCAGACUGCAGGAGGGCUGUACAAGGACCGCAAAGGGACACGAUUCACCAUGAAGGACAUCCUGGGAUGCUUCGACGUCGGACCGAAUGCGGCUUCGAUCCUGUCGGUAGAACAGGCCGGCGAGGACUCGCUGACUUGCGUCCAUGGACUGCGGCUCUACUCGCUACUGUGGACCGUGCUGGUGCACACCUACCUGCAGCUGUUUGCCGUGUCGGAAAAUCGGUUUGGGCGCAAGAUAGCCGAAAGGUCGUUCCUGUAUCAGCUCGUCGGUAAUGCGAGCUUCUCGGUCGACACAUUCUUCUUCAUCAGUGGGCUGCUGAUCGUGUAUCUCUACCUGAAGUCGGUCGCCAAAGGGGGCCAACCGGUCUCCAAAACGCCACCGGACGGUGGGCACGACCUGCCGAACGAGGCGGCCAACCCUAACGCUACAACGCAGCGUGCGGCAACAGGUGCUACGGGGAGCCUCGGGGCAGCCUCGCGCAAGGUUGGCCUUUCGAUCUUGUACCGUUACCUGCGGCUGACUCCGGUCUACUUGUUCACGAUAGUGUCGAACGAGCUCAUCCUGAAGUGGACGUACGAUCGGUCCGUGUUCACGCCCGGCAUUAUCGAUCACAUUACGUGCGAUCGGUUCUGGUGGCGGAACGUUCUGUACGUCAACAACUGGUACCCGUUCACCGAGAUGUGCAUGAUCUGGUCCUGGUACCUGGCGAACGAUAUGCAGUUCUACGUCAUCGCCAUCGUGCUGCUGAUGAUUUCCUCCCGAAAUUUCCGGCUGGCGGUGGGGCUGCUCUUCCUGUGCCUCGGCGGCUCGUGGCUGCUGUCGAUCUACUUCUCGCUGCACUACCGCUACACCCACAAGGUCGCCGAACCGUUCGAGUCGUUUGACAUCCUGUACGACAAACCGUGGCAGCGCAUCGGACCGUACAUUGUCGGCAUGAUAACGGGAUAUAUCCUGUACCGUCGGCCGACGGGUCCGAGGAUUGUUCCGCCCGUCCGGCUGCUGCUGUGGACGCUGUCAACCGGUACGAUGAUUGCACUGAUUUUCGGCGUUUGGAACGGUGAGCUGAGUGUGCACUGGACGGCCUGGUACGUCAGCGUCGGACACACGGCGUGGGGCCUUGCACUGAUGUGGAUAACGCUGUCCUGCUGCUGGGGCUACUCGAGAUUCGUCAACGGGCUGCUCUCGUACCGGGGCUUUUUCCCGCUGAGCCGGCUAGCGUACUGCACCUACCUGAUCCAUCCGGUCGUUAUGAUGGCCACCUCGUUCCAGCUCGAGGCUCCGAUGCACCUGCAGCACGUCAUAAUCAUCACGGCGUUCUUCGGCAAUGCGGUCAUCUCGUUUUUGAUCGCGUUCGGAAUGUCACUAAUGUUCGAGGCGCCGGUCAUUAAGCUGCUGAAGCUGUUUUUCCAGAAGCCCCAGUCCCAGAGCGACGCCCGAUAG